AUGAUCGGAUCUGAUCUCUCCGCACCACCGUCGCCAACGGCCUCUCCACCGCCUAGCAAGAGAAAAUCGGCACUCUCCAAUGUAGACGUGAGUAAGGGUACGAUGUACUUCGCCCAAGGGCUGAUGUGCAAUGCAUUGCCAUGCUUACGCUGCUUGACGAGCCUUGGUGUAGCAUCUGCUGACCUCGCGCAUUGCUCACAUGUCGGCUUUAGGAGACGCCAAAGAAAGAGGCUCGACCUUUGAAGCCACGAAAAAGUUCCAAGAAGAAGGUCAAGAAUGAGGCUGACGGACAAGGCGAGCGUGAGGAAAAUGCUCAGGAUGGGCCUGAAGAGAAUCAAAAGCUCAAAGAAGGCAAGCGUGUUGGGAGAGGCACGGCCUGGACGGUAAGCGUGGCAGUGCAGAUGCGCAUGGUCUUCUCUGACAGGAGCAGAGCUCACAAACCUUUGAAAUCUCGCAACGCUGCCAUUCGCAACGCUCAACGCGCAGCCCGAAGAACGAAAAGCUGUUGUCACUGCCCUCUGUGCCAAAGGGGCGGCCACUCUGGACUGGAGCGAGCUCAGCGAUCAGUGCAGCGGUCGAACCCCCCAACAGAGCAGAAACUACUACAAUAUGGUGUUGAAGGGUCACAUCGAAAAAGUGAGACAUGCAUCCGUCAGCCAGCAGUGCAGAGAAGCCUACAGAAGCUCAUCAUGCCCUCUCUGCUCUCGUGGUGACGCAGACGUUUGAAAGCUAG
This is a messenger RNA of Ceraceosorus bombacis, 733 nucleotides long. The record is from the annotation of a GenBank genome assembly. Lineage: Eukaryota; Fungi; Basidiomycota; Exobasidiomycetes; Ceraceosorales; Ceraceosoraceae.